UUCAAACCUGAAUAGAAUGUAAUUUGGUUGUUUUUUUGUUUCCCUUAAACUGGAAUGUUUUUAUGUUGUAGGAUAUCGAAAAUGGUGAAGAUCUGUUGCCUUGGAGCUGGAUAUGUUGGUGGGCCUACCAUGGCUGUCAUUGCACUGAAAUGCCCAGAGAUUGAAGUGGCUGUUGUAGACAUUUCUGUGGCAAGAAUUAAUGCCUGGAAUAGUGAUGCACUCCCCAUCUACGAACCGGGUCUUGACGAGGUGGUGAAGCAGUGCAGAGGAAAGAACCUUUUCUUUAGCACUGAUGUGGAGAAGCAUGUUGCCGAGGCUGACAUAGUGUUUGUUUCGGUUAACACCCCAACCAAAACUCAAGGUCUUGGAGCUGGGAAAGCGGCUGAUUUGACCUACUGGGAGAGUGCUGCUCGUAUGAUUGCUGAUGUAGCGAAAUCUAGCAAGAUUGUGGUUGAGAAGUCAACUGUCCCUGUUAAAACAGCUGAGGCAAUAGAGAAAAUUUUGACCCACAACAGCAAAGGCAUCGACUUUCAGAUUCUCUCCAACCCUGAAUUCCUUGCUGAGGGAACUGCAAUUCAGGACCUAUUCAAUCCUGACCGUGUACUUAUAGGAGGCAGGGAGACCCCGGAAGGUCAAAAGGCAAUUAAAGUAUUAAGGGAUGUUUAUGCCCACUGGGUCCCAGUGGACCGGAUCAUAUGCACCAACCUCUGGUCUGCUGAGCUGUCGAAGCUUGCUGCCAAUGCCUUCUUGGCACAGAGAAUCUCUUCUGUCAAUGCUAUGUCAGAAUUGUGUGAGGCGACUGGUGCUGAUGUGAGCCAAGUGUCUCAUGCUAUUGGGAAGGAUACAAGAAUAGGACCCAAGUUCUUGAAUGCUAGUGUCGGUUUUGGUGGAUCAUGUUUCCAAAAGGAUAUUCUGAACUUGGUCUAUAUCUGUGAGUGCAAUGGCCUCCCAGAGGUAGCCAAUUACUGGAAACAAGUCGUUAAGGUGAAUGACUAUCAGAAAACUCGUUUUGUGAACCGGAUUGUUUCCUCAAUGUUUAAUACAGUUUCAGGGAAGAAGAUUGCCAUUCUCGGAUUUGCUUUCAAGAAGGACACUGGUGACACUAGGGAGACCCCAGCGAUCGACGUAUGCAAAGGGCUGUUGGGUGACAAGGCUAGUCUGAGCAUAUACGACCCUCAAGUCAAUGAAGAGCAGAUUCAGAGGGAUCUUUCAAUGAAGAAGUUCGACUGGGACCAUCCAGUUGAACUUCAGCCAAUGAGCCCUAUUUCUAUCAAGCAAGUUAGUGUUGUUUGCGACGCCUAUGCAGCCACAAAGGAUGCUCACGGGGUCUGCAUUCUGACAGAGUGGGAUGAGUUUAAAACCCUUGAUUACCAAAGGAUUUAUGAUAACAUGCAAAAGCCUGCAUACGUAUUCGAUGGCCGGAACAUUGUGGACGUAGCUAAACUGCGGAAAAUUGGGUUUGUUGUCUACUCCAUUGGCAAGCCAUUGGAUUCAUGGUUUAAGGCUAUGCCAGCUGUGGCAUAGAGCGUAUUCCGCAGCUACUUGUGCAGGGUCGUGCUAGAACCGAUAAUCUUGAGAUAUAUUGUUUUCCAAUUACAUUUUAUUUCUUCUAGCUUUAAGAUUAUUUUAUUUCUACUUGACACAGUAGCGUCUGGAUCUCUGUCUUUAGAUUUGUUAUUGGCUUUAAUGUAAUAAAACCUUUACCGGUCAUCUGAUGCAUGAA
Messenger RNA from Durio zibethinus, 1723 nucleotides. Its product is annotated as UDP-glucose 6-dehydrogenase 1-like. Gene Ontology annotation, biological process: glycosaminoglycan biosynthetic process. The record is from RefSeq and is a predicted model, not a curated record. Gene Ontology annotation, cellular component: nucleus. Lineage: Eukaryota; Viridiplantae; Streptophyta; Magnoliopsida; Malvales; Malvaceae. Gene Ontology annotation, molecular function: UDP-glucose 6-dehydrogenase activity; NAD binding.